Messenger RNA from Drosophila takahashii, 733 nucleotides. Its product is annotated as UPF0488 protein CG14286. The record is from RefSeq and is a predicted model, not a curated record. Lineage: Eukaryota; Metazoa; Arthropoda; Insecta; Diptera; Drosophilidae.
UGUAUCGUAUAGCCGGAGACUUCUGUGCCAUCUCUCCAUCUCGCACAUGUUGUAAACAUAAAUAUAGAAUAAUGCACAAACGAAGAACCCCCAAGUCCAUAAAUAAACCACCGCCAAUUCAGGGACCUGCCAAGAAGCCUCCAGCGGCGGAGGAACCUCCCAUCGCCGAGGACAUCGUCACCCAGUUCGAGGUGGAGCUCUGCUGGUGUGUGCAGCAGUUGCAGAAUGCCCUCGACAGCGGAAAACUGAGCCAGAAAGUGGCCGAGGAUACCGCCAAGAAUAUAAAGGUCCUGAAAAGCUCAACGGCCCCGCUGAUCAAGAAGCGCCAGGUGAUGAAGCUGUCCCUGGGCGACUACCGACUGAAGAUGCAACAGGAGGAGCAGAAAUUGCUGCUGGCCUCCAAGCAAAUCAAGUUUACUACCACCAGUGACACCACCAAAAAGUCCAGCUUCGUAAAGAAGUCUGCUCUUUUGACCUCCGGAAAGGAUUUCCGCUUUGACUUUCCCUUGCCUGCCGAAGACUCCAAUGCCAAGGAAUCCGAGGCAGCUCCACCCAAGGUGCUAGCCAAUUUCCAGGAGAGUUCCGGAAGCCCCUUUAAGUUCAACUUUUCUAUCGAGGAUGAUUCCACCAAUAAUAUAAACUUUAGCGGCUUGAACUUGAAUAAUUAGUUACCGAUGUUGCCUGCUUAAUUUUCUACUUCCUUUACAAAUAAAAGGUUUAUUAUAAAAAAAAA